AUGGCCAGCCAAGCACAGCAACACCAAGCCGACAACAUUGUGUCCAUUGCGAACCGCAUCAUGGCGCUAGCCCAGCGACACGCAGUCACCGCGAAGGAGGGCGGGGAUACCAUCACCGCGCGGGCAGCCCUGAGCGCUGUGUGCGAGGAACUGGCCGUGUCCACCACGGCCCCGGAGGUGUGGCUGUCGCAGACUGCGGCGUCGUCGCACACGGCCGCCGCGCUGGCGAUCCUGCUGGAGACGGACAUCAUCACGCGGCUGUGCGAGACGGCCGAGCCGGUGCCUGCUUCGACUCUUCUCAAGGGCGUUGGCGACGACGCCACCCCUGCGCUGUUUCGCUGCGCCCUGAGACAAUGCGCCGCCAGCCGUCUCCUGAACGAGCCUGUCCCCGGCCAUUUCAAGCGCAACCCGCGCACCGAGCUUCUGCAUGAUCCCUACAUCCGGGACUGGGUUCAUUACCUGGUGGACGAUGGUCUGCGCUGCGCAUCGUGGUUAUCGCGGUAUGCCGCGCAGAACAACUACUACAUCCCAGACGAGCGCCACCGAAGCGCCUUCGAACUGGCCUUUGACACAAACACCCCCUGCUACGACUACUACCACCAAAUCGACCCGCGGCGCGGCCAGCGCUUCGACACCGCAAUGGAGGGCUACUUCCGCCUGAACGCGCCCAUGCCCCUCGAAGAGAUCAUCGACCUCCGCGCCCUCUGCCCGGAAGAUGCGCUGGUCGUCGACGUCGGCGGCGGUCGCGGCCAUCACUCCCUGCGUCUGGCGCAGAGAUACCCGCGCAUGCGCUUCAUCGUGCAGGACUACGCGGACGAAGCCCCGAGCAGCGCGUCCAGCAUCGCUCCCGACCCCCGACUCCGUGAGCGGGUCAGCUGGACCAAGCAUGAUUUCUUCGGUGAGCAGCCCGUCCGUGGGGCGGCGGUGUAUCUGCUCAGCCAUAUCCUGAUGGAUCAUCCUGAUCGGGAGAGCCAGAAGAUCCUGGCGCAUCUGGCUGAGGCCAUGGACGCCCGCUCGACCCUGCUGGUGGACGACUUCUUCGACCCCGGGGAUGGGCGAUUCGGCUCGCCGCAGGGGAGUUGUCUGGCGUUGCAUCUGAUCGCGUGCCGGGGGACGGCGUUCCGGACGGUGGAGCAGUGGAUGGCGCUGUUUGCGCGGGUGCCGGUGUUGAGCGUGGGGGAGUGUCGGGUGCUGGAGCAUGGGCGGGUGGUGAUGAGUGUGUCCAGGGUCGAGGAAGUAUAGUCUUGGGGGAAUGACUGAGACAAGGACGAGGAGUCGGUCAUGUUAAUUGGUGAUUAAUGCUGCAUAUGCUUAUGAUACUGAGUAUUUGAAAGCCG
This is a messenger RNA of Aspergillus fijiensis CBS 313.89, 1337 nucleotides long. RefSeq names its product S-adenosyl-L-methionine-dependent methyltransferase. The transcript has 5 exons. The record is from RefSeq and is a predicted model, not a curated record. NCBI's taxonomy places the organism in Eukaryota, Fungi, Ascomycota, Eurotiomycetes, Eurotiales, Aspergillaceae. Bases 1 to 1242 code for a protein of 413 amino acids. Gene Ontology annotation, molecular function: O-methyltransferase activity.